Messenger RNA from Miscanthus lutarioriparius, 861 nucleotides. The record is from the annotation of a GenBank genome assembly. NCBI's taxonomy places the organism in Eukaryota, Viridiplantae, Streptophyta, Magnoliopsida, Poales, Poaceae.
AUGUCGCCGCCGCCGCCCCAAGACCCUACCCCUUGCCCUCCCUCCAGUCCCACCGUCCUGGCGCAACCAAUUCUCCUCGAUCCAGCGCUGAUCCGGCGGCUUCUCGGCCCAGCCAUGGAUUUGCUGGCGUCCUUGACCACUGAGAAGCGGUGGCUGUUCCCGACGUUCCUCGCCAUGUACGCUGCCAUCUACUGCGUCGGCCAACUCAUCGUGUUCCGGCCGUGGGCGCCACGGCAGCGCCUAGACGGCGCCAGCUGCCUCAUCUCGCUCUUCCACGGCACCCCCGCCACGCUGGCCGCUGCAGGGGCUAUCCUCGCUCUGCCCGCAGGAGCCCGCUCCUUCGCCGCGCCCAAUGCGCGCCUCCAGGACCACGUCCUCGACUACAGCAUCGCCUACUUCACCAUGGACCUGCUCCACUACCUCGUCUUCCUGCCCGGGGACGUCCUCAUCAUCGCGCACCACCUCUCCACGCUCUUCGUCUUACUCACCUGCCGCUACCUCGUCCGCCACGGCGCCUACGCGCUCCUCGUCCUCCUCCUCCUCGGCGAGGUCACCAGCCUGCUGCACAACGUCUGGAUGCUCGCUGGGAUUUGGCAGGACCAGUCCCCCGCUGCCGCGCGCGUCUACGGCGCCCUCUCGCCGCCCUUCUACGCACUCUACACGCUCGUCAGGGGCGUCGCCGGCCCGCUCUUCCUCCUCAAGAUGACCACCUUCUACCUGUCCGGAGAGGCCGUCGACAUCAUCCCGUGGUGGGUGCGGAUCUCCUGGAUCCUAAUUGUCGGCACUGGCAUUGUGGUUAGCAACCUGUGGAUUUGGAACAUUGCGGUUAGCAACCUGUGGAUUUGGAACCUCUGGAUCUAA